AUGUUGACUUCAGUGUCUACAGAUAACUUUCUUUUGGGGUUGAGGAGAUUCAUCGCGAGAAGAGGCAGACCGUCAAUUAUCUAUUCCGAUAACGGAAAGAACUUCGUUGGCGCAAAAAACCAAUUAAGCAAGAUUGAUUGGAAAAAGAUUCAAGAUGAAACUACUGCUUCUUCUAUUGCUUGGAUUUUUAUCCCCCCUUCUGCUCCCUGGUGGGGAGGAUUUUGGGAAAGGUUAGUAGGAGUUUUGAAGAGAAUUUUAAGAAAAGUUUUGGGUCAAACAUCGUUGGAUUAUGAAGAGAUGUUAACAGUCCUCUGCGACUGUGAGAGUAUAAUAAAUUCGCGACCGUUGACUUACGUUAGUGAUGACGUUCAAGAUCUUACCCCGAUUACACCUUCUAUGUUUUUGCAAGAGAUUAGAGAAAUCGGUGUUCCAGACUUAGAUGUGCUGGAUCAUCAGAAAUUAAAUAAACGUCACGCGUAUACACAGAAAAUACGAAAAGAUCUCCGUUCGAGAUUUCGAGUGGAAUAUCUCGGACAGUUGCGACAACCUGUGACUAAUAGAAAUACUUCUCCAGUUCUAAAAGUUGGUGACUUAGUUAUCGUGUGGACAGAUAACUGUAAAAGAAUUGACUGGCCACUCGGAAGAGUUCUAGAAGUGUUCACAAGUAAGGAUGGAUGUGUGCGAGUUGCUAAAGUCAAGACAAAAACGGGUGUCUUCAUUCGUCCUGUUAAAAAGUUGUGUUCUCUGGAGUUGGGAGCGGUGUCAUCUUGUGAUCUUCAAAAGUUAAAACCCCUCCUGUGA
Messenger RNA from Uloborus diversus, 801 nucleotides. RefSeq lists its product as uncharacterized. Lineage: Eukaryota; Metazoa; Arthropoda; Arachnida; Araneae; Uloboridae. Gene Ontology annotation, molecular function: nucleic acid binding. The transcript has a single exon. Gene Ontology annotation, biological process: DNA integration. The record is from RefSeq and is a predicted model, not a curated record. Bases 1 to 801 code for a protein of 266 amino acids.